Molecule: messenger RNA, 2491 nt
Organism: Durusdinium trenchii
Lineage: Eukaryota; Dinophyceae; Suessiales; Symbiodiniaceae
Source: the annotation of a GenBank genome assembly
CCGAACUCCGCCGUUAGCCUCAAGCGUGGCGUGUUGCGCAUCCCCCGCUAGCGCUGGGGGUGGGCUCUGUCGCGCUGUUGGCCUCAGAGACUUGAGGUGCCAUGUGUGCUUGGAAUUGUGGUUUGUUCGCAGCCCAACCGGCCCCGGUGAUAGAAAGGACCAGCGGAGCGUCUGGCCAUGGUGAUUCUGAUGAUGACGAAGAUGAUGAGGUCAUUGACAUCCAACCAUUUGUUCGGCCACGCCGGGGUGGUGUCUGUGCUGAGCCUUGGAUCCAGGGCUACUUCAAGGAGAAGUACUGGACCAAGCACGAAGCUUGGGAGACGAUCUUGAGAGAAGUGAUGAGGGAAGCCACUGUAUUCAAGCAGUUCGGAGACAAGGAUCUAGAGCGGUUUAUUCGGCCGAUGGAGACACACCUGCGCUACGACGGUGAAGUCUUCGCUGAAGAGGGUGAGCGUGCCGACAGCUUAUACGUUGUGCUCGAGGGAACUCUUGCCUGUUACCAAAGUGGAAAGGCGGAGCCUGUGGCACGAAAGACACAGGGAGCGUUGCUGGAUGAGGCAGCAGUGCUCUUUGCAUACCCAAGGAGAUACUUGAUGAAGGCAGAGGGUGAAUGCAUUGUGGCCAAGCUGACCCACAGUGAAUACGUAACUCUUUGCACGCGAAUGGCCUUCCGCGCCAGAUCCAGGUACAAACACAUGUUGAAGAACUCCAAAAUGUUGGAGAUGAUGGAAGACGAGGCAUUGGAGAAGCUCUGCGAUGCCUUCACCCUCCGCAGGUACCAAGCUGGUGACAACAUUGUGACCCAGGGCGAGUCAGGUCAAGAGUUCUACCUCAUCACGUCUGGUACUGCUCGUGUGUGGGUGAAAAGUGGCGACGAUGAGCAGGAAUACGUGCGCCUCCAGAAAGGAAACCUCUUCGGUGAGCGUGCCCUGCUCAAGAAUGAGCCACGUGCUGCCUCAGUGACGGCUGUGACGGAGGUGGAAGUCUUGGUGCUAAGCCGUGGGAAGUUUGAGCGUUUGCUGGGCUCCAUGGACGACUUGCAGCAGCAGCAGUAUCUUACAGAUCCCAGAAAGCUCAUCGCGGACUUUUACCAGAAUGGUGAUAGUCGUGGGCCUGGCGGCUCGAUUGCGCGCCACAAGAUGAAAGGAACAGAGGGUGUAGAGACACAGUGGUUUGUGGUGUAUCGACCCACGAGCAAGGAUGCUAUUGCAAAGAUGCUGUCAGGGGCGGCUGUGGGCAAGGGAUUGAAUGUGAAGGGGAAGUCAGCCAAGAAAGGCGUACUUUCUGGCUUCGUGCCUUUCGUCCAGAUUAGCGAGAACGAGCACAAGAAGAUCAUUGAGGAUUCCCCUCCGGAUUCCAGAAUAGUAGUGUACUACAAAACCAAAGCAGCUCGAGAAGAAGCCCGCAAGGCACUCCAAGCGGUUUUGGACACAGCGCACCACCUCAAGAUUGAGAUGCGAAGCAUUGUGGAUGAGGACUCCUACAAACCCGAUGUGUGGGGACUGGAGAUGCCGGAGCCUUUGAUGCGUGAGGCGUACAUCAUUCAAAAGGACAUUUCACCGGUCAUGGGCUGGGAGACUGGACGACGCUCUGAGCCGGCCUUCAUGGACAUGAACUUGCAUGCCAUUCGUGGCAAAUCAGACCCGCAGGUGGUGCUGUACCAGAACGAUGAAGCAGAUAUCAUGAAUCCUCGUGGCUUGCUCAUCGCCUAUGCGGAGGUCUUUGUGAAGCCAGUCGUCUCAGACUUUGACACCUUCACCGUAGGCUCCAAGAACAUGGUCUAUGAGUCCUUGCCAUCUGAGCAGGCACAGCUCAUUCUCUGGCUGUUGGAGCACACGGAGGGGAUUCUCAAGUCCUUGGAUCACCAAAGCUGGAACUCCCGGUGGCUCGAAGUGCUGGCCAAGGAGAAUGAGAGAGGAUUCCAUCCAGUGAUUCCAAAGUUUGGUUUUGGCGAUCCCACAUCGUACACGCUGAUCCAGGAUGUGAUUGCUGAAACGGCACCCUGUGGCGCAGUUCGUCAUGGAGCGGAGUGCUGCAACCUCUACUUUCCGCAGGAGCUGGACGAUGAAUAUUUGAUUGUUUGGCAAGGCUUCACUGGAAAGCCCUGGGACUACAAGACGGAGGCCGGCCUGCGCGAGUUCCUCUUGGAGCGAGUGCAUGAGGGCUAUGCUUUUCCGAUUAAUCCUGUCUGGCCAGUGAGAGACCAGGGCUGGUGGGACAUCUUGCAGGCCAUGUUGAAACAGGAGGAAGCCAAGAGGUGCUUGCAGUCCUGGUUUCCACCAGAGAUCACAUACUUUGAGAGAGCUAAGCAGCUGCACGAGAAGUACAAAGAUGGUUUCAGGAUCGUGCAGAAGUAAGGCCGAUCAAGAUACGAGGUCAAUUCAGGUCUCACCGUGUUUGCAAUGAAACGCUUUGCCGAAGCAAAGCUGCCUGCACUGCUUUCGGGUCAGACUUGUGCGGCAACACGUUCCCACAGUUUCUGGGGCUCUUA